Molecule: messenger RNA, 897 nt
Organism: Chrysochloris asiatica (Cape golden mole)
Lineage: Eukaryota; Metazoa; Chordata; Mammalia; Afrosoricida; Chrysochloridae
Gene: PPP1R3D
Product: protein phosphatase 1, regulatory subunit 3D
Exons: 1
Coding region: 1-897 (298 amino acids)
Biological process (GO): regulation of glycogen biosynthetic process
Cellular component (GO): protein phosphatase type 1 complex
Molecular function (GO): glycogen binding; protein phosphatase 1 binding
Source: RefSeq, a predicted model, not a curated record
AUGGAGCGCACGGGGCGGCGCCCGACAGCUGGCCAGGCGGAGCCCCGAGUUCCGACCGCCCGGAAACUGGCUCCGCGGAGCCUCAGCUGUCUGUCGGAGCUGGAGAGUGGCGUCGCGGGUCCGACAGCACGGCCCUGCCGGCCCCCGGGAAGCACAAGCGGCGCGCCGUCGGGGAGCGAGCGAUGCCCGCGGCCCAUCAUGGCACGACGCGCGCGCUCGCUUCCCAGUUCGCCCGAGCGCCGUGUGCCGAGCGGAAACGCCCCGGGGGCCGCGUGCCGGCCGGGCUGCAACCGGCAGCUCCGCGUGCGCUUUGCCGACGCUCUGGGCCUGGAGCUGGCGCAAGUCAAGGUGUUCAACGCGGGCGAGGACCCGGCAGUGCCACUGCACGUGCUGUCGCAGCUGGCCCUGGACGCGGACCUGUGCUGCAGCCGCCCGGAGCGGGAGUUCACACUGCGGUGCCUGGUGCCCGACUUCCCGCCGCCUGUCGAGGCCGCGGACUUCAGCGAGCGGCUGCGGCGCCAGCUGGUCUGCCUGGAGCGCGUCACUUGUUCCGACAUGGGCCUCUGCGGUACGGUUCGCGUGCGAAACGUGGCCUUCGAGAAACACGUGGCCGUGCGCUACACCUUCUCGGACUGGCACAGCGCGCACGAGGCGGCGGCGCGCUGGCGCGGGCCCGGAGACUCCGCAGGCACCGAAGACGUCUUCGCCUUCAGCUUGCCAGUGCCGCCCUUCCUGCUGGCCUUGGGCUCGCGCGUGCACUUUGCGCUGCGCUACCGCGUGGCCGGCUCCGAGCACUGGGACAACCACGACGGCCGAGACUACACCCUCACCUGCCGUAGCCAUGAGUUGUACAUGCCACGCGGCGAGUGCGAGGACAGCUGGAUCCACUUCAUCUGA